AUGAUAGCUCCCUGCACGGAUGGCUCCUAUUACGUGUACAGCACUAUUAUAUCUUGGAAGUAUUGGUAUGGUAAUGCGCCAAUUUCCUGCAUGUGGGACAACUCACGUGAUCGAAAAGGGGAGGCCGUGCGAAGUGGCUUCAUCACUGCAACCAUCGAUGGAAAGAAGGUGAUGCUGCUCAGCACGCCGGUGUAUUCUGAUGAGAAGGGAGAGGGUCAGCUGCAUCUUUGGAUGACAGACAAUGCCCGUGUGCACGACGUUGGGCUGGUGUCUCGCGAAGGUGAUGACGCCGCCGCCAGCUCCCUGCUGUACAGAGCUGACAAGAAGGAGUUGAUUUUACUGUACGAGAAGAAGAAGAACGGAGAUUCAUACAGUCUUGUCGCCGUGAGCCUGACUGAGCAGCUGAAGCAGAUAAAGAGCGUGGUGAAGGCCUGGAAUGAUAUGGACACCACAUUGAAAAACUGUGCUUCCACUGGCACUGUUGACCCGCGGAUAAAGAAUGUGUGCAAGGGCCCUAUUCCCACGGAAGGGCUGGUUGGCUUUUGGUCCAACAGUUUGGAGGGGAAUUUAUGGAAGGACGAGUACCUCGGAGUGAACGCAACGGUGCAUGGUGGGAAUGUGGCAGGCACGGAGGGGGUUGUGAGGUUCCAAGGCGCAGGAGCAGGGGCGAAGUGGCUGGUGGACAACAAGGGGCAGUUUCAGCCGUACCACUUUGUGAAAAACAAGUUCAUUCUUGUGGCGACGGUGAUGAUUAACGCGGUGCCGGAGACAGACGGUCCUGUUCCUUUGAUGGGUGUGAGGAUGAACGACGGUGGCAGCACUGUGCUCGUUGGUCUGUUUUACACGAAGGACAAGAAGUGGGGAGUGACUGUCAACGGAAAGUAUCGGGGGUUGUCAGAUAAAGAUGGUACGUGGCAGCCUGGCACAACGUAUCAAGUGGUACUGAAAAGGCAUUGGAAUGAGUUGUAUGUGUACGUUGACAAUAAUGAACUUAUUCAGGAGGAUGUUCCGCACAGUGAGUAUACCUCACGCGGUGUCUUGGACUUCUACGUUGGCGGCGAUGGUGCGAAGGGGACAGGCGAGGUUGACGUGACGGUGGGCAGUGUCCUGCUGUACAACGACGCACUUGAUGAUAAUGGGCUCACGAGCCUCAGUGCCAGCAAAGUCACACUUCCAACACCGGCUGCUGAGGGACCAUUCACAACGCUGGGGAAUGAUGGGGAGAUUGCCUCCAAGCUGAAACCUGGAGAAAAGAUGGUUGGUGACGGUUUGAAUCCUAAAGGGCCUCUACCAGAGGAGGCCCAUAAAGGCAGUCACAGUGCUGGUGAGGAGUCGGGGUCAUCGCCGGCUUCCUCAUCGCCGGCUUCCUCAUCGCCGGCUUCCUCAUCGCCGGCUUCCUCAUCGCCGGCUUCCUCAUCGCCAGCUUCAUCUUCGCCAGCUUCCUCAUCGCCGGCUUCCUCAUCGCCGGCUUCCUCAUCGCCGGCUUCCUCAUCGCCGGCUUCCUCAUCGCCAGCUUCAUCUUCGCCAGCUUCAUCAUCGCCAGCUUCGUCAUCGCCAAAGGUGCGCCUGGCUGGCGGAUCCGACGACGGCAGCAUGGCUGACGGUGGAUCCGAAAGCACCAGCGCGAUUCUUGCGAAGGACGCACCCAACAUUUCUCUUUCUGGUGAAAGCUCCGUUGCUUUCGACAACCCUACACGUGUGAGGCCCGAUUCAGGAAGAGGUGACGGCACGGUGCGUGGGUGUGUGUCUCGGCUGCUUCUGCUGCUAUUGGGGCUAUGGGGCUUUGCGACCCUGUGCUGA
This is a messenger RNA of Trypanosoma rangeli, 1800 nucleotides long. RefSeq names its product trans-sialidase. The transcript has a single exon. The coding region runs from base 1 to 1800 and encodes 599 amino acids. Gene Ontology annotation, molecular function: exo-alpha-sialidase activity; mRNA binding. NCBI's taxonomy places the organism in Eukaryota, Euglenozoa, Kinetoplastea, Trypanosomatida, Trypanosomatidae. The record is from RefSeq and is a predicted model, not a curated record.